Molecule: messenger RNA, 1003 nt
Organism: Dendronephthya gigantea
Lineage: Eukaryota; Metazoa; Cnidaria; Anthozoa; Malacalcyonacea; Nephtheidae
Product: methyltransferase-like protein 27
Exons: 2
Coding region: 115-807 (230 amino acids)
Source: RefSeq, a predicted model, not a curated record
AAUGACGAGCAAGUCCUCCAGGAAUUUUAAUAUAGCUCAGUGGUCACAUUUCACUGGUUUUCUGAUUUCUCGUGAUUGACUAUAAUAUCGCGAUAUAAACAGAAAAACACAAUCAUGAACGAAGAUAUGGCAUUACGGGAUUGGUAUAAGCAGUAUCUGACAGGUUAUGAUUUCAACGCAGAAAGCAAGACAGAAGAUUGCGAGAAAUUUUAUAGAGAUCUUAGCAAGCGCUAUGAUAAGUGCAUGGUAGAUAUGAGUUAUGAAGCCCCGGUUGCAACAGCUGACAUUCUAUGUAAAUAUAUGGAGCAGUUUGGGUACAAUAAAGAUGUUUGUAUUCUUGAUUUUGGUUGUGGUACUGGACUGGUUGGUGAAGAGUUAAACAGGAGAGGUUACAACAAUAUCGAUGGAGUUGACCUGUGUGCUGAGAUGGUGGAAAAAGCCAAGGAGAAGGGUGUGUACCGGACACUCACCCAGGGGGAGAUGGCAUCGGAGGGGUGUGAAAAGCUUGGAGUGGGGGCUGAUCAAUAUGACGCAGCAAUAUGUGUGGGAGUGAUGAGUAUGGGUCAAGUGAAAGGCAAAGGUUUUGAUGAUUUCAUUCAUGUUCUAAAACUUGGAGGUCUGGCCUGCUUCACAGUCAGGAACAUUGUUGCAGAGGACCCUGCCUAUGGUUAUGGCGAGAAAAUGGAGGAAUUGUGCAGUGCAAAAAAGUGGAAAUUGCUUGAGAAAAAAGUUGGUCCCUAUCUUAUAGAUGAUGGCUGUUGUAUAUUCUGUUUUCAAAAACUGAAAACUAUUAAUAGGAACUACUAACUCUCCUGACAAAGGCCCUCAGGUCAAAACGUUGUGAAGUGUUUUGUGGAUUUUAGGCAGUUGUUAUACCACAUUUGAUGCUAAGUUGUUUGAAGACGCUGCCAUGCUGCUCCCUGGUUAUAUUGAAACUAUUAAUAGGAUGAACAAUCUAAUUUUUCUAACUUUUUAAAUUUAAAUGUAGAAUGUAUUAAAAAUU